Messenger RNA from Zea mays, 1113 nucleotides. RefSeq lists its product as uncharacterized. Gene Ontology annotation, cellular component: plasma membrane. Gene Ontology annotation, biological process: defense response to other organism. The transcript is spliced from 3 exons. The record is from RefSeq and is a predicted model, not a curated record. The coding region runs from base 112 to 933 and encodes 273 amino acids. Lineage: Eukaryota; Viridiplantae; Streptophyta; Magnoliopsida; Poales; Poaceae.
ACACUUGAUUUCCCUUGGCUCGGCGUGCAAACGAGAACAUAUAAAUGCAUCUCGCAUUCUUGCAUUGCUCGUCUGAACCAAUGAACCAUGCCUCCUCGAUCUAGCCGGUGAAUGUUGCAGCAGCUACCAAUGGAUGAUCGUGGUGGCGCUAGCAGCAGCGGGAGCAGCAGAUGGCGUGGGUGUCGCGACAAGGAGAGCAGCUAUGGCCACCACCACCACUGGCCUCCUCCGCACUCAGCUAGAUGCCUCUGCCUCUGCCUGCUGCUCUCGCUCACCCUCCUGCUCGCCGCCGCCGCCGCGCUGCUGGCCGUCUUCGUCACGAGGCUGAAGAAGCCGGCCUUCUACCUGCAGUCCAUCCAGAUGGACAGGUCCUUCAGCCUGCUGACGUGGUCGUCGAACCCGAACCGCAGCGCGGACGACGGGACGGCGGCGCCGUGCGCGGUGGCGUCGCUGGUGUUCGCGGCGCAGAACCUGAACGGGGUCGGGAUACGGUACGGGGCGACGGUGCUGGACGUGGCGUACGCGAACGAGUCGGUGGGCGCCCUGGACGUGCCGGCGCUCUACCAGCCCCCGCGGAGCGCCAACGUGACGGUGCUCGUGCACGCCGUCCUCGCGCAGCGGAACGUCACCCGGCUCCUCGUGGGCGAGCUGUCGGCGCAGAGGAGGUACAUGGAGGUCAGGGUCGCCGGCCGCGUCGACGCCCGGACGCACAUCAUGAACGUCCCUCUUCCCAAAGUUCAGUUUUCGCUGGAUUGUAGAUUUGGAGCUAACUACACCGAAAUUGUGCUACGGGAGGGAAUCGAGUCCGUGAUGACACGCAAGGCUCUCGUCGUACCUUCGCUGCCUCACCUCUCGCAGAAGUGCUCUAUCAAGAUUAGCUUGAGGCCGCGACGAGCAAAGGGAACAAGUCUUGACGAUUUAUUAGGCUGCUGAUAUUAAAGAUUCACAGAUUAUUUUUUUACUUAGGGCUAGGGUGGUAGGGGAGAAGAAUUCUUUUCAGUGUCUCAAGAUGUAAAUACACAUGAUCUGGUCAACUUUGCAACUGUUCAUUUCCAUCGUUACAUUGUUAAUGUCGUUUUAGCUUCAAGCACUAAACAAGCCUGAAGUUUAUUA